AUGGCUCUCCUCAUCCUGCUGUUCCUGCUGCCAAGCCCCUCACAUUCCCAUCCCACUUGUGAUGUCUCCAAAGUGACCAGCUUGCUGGAAGUGAACUGUGAGAACCAGGGGCUGACUGCAUUGCCCGCAGACCUGCCAGCAGACACAGGCAUCCUCCACAUGGGCAAGAACAAACUGGGUGCCUUCUCCACAGCAUCCCUGGCGCACUUCACGCACCUCACUCAGCUGGACCUGGAUGAAUGUGAGCUGACCAGCCUGCAGACUGAUGAGAAACUGUCGAAGCUGGAUAACCUGAAAUUAUCCCACAAUAAUCUGCGAAGUCUGCCCUCCCUAGGUCGGGCUCUGCCUGCACUCACCAUCCUUGACAUCUCCUUCAACCAGUUGGAAUCACUGUCUCCCGGUGUCCUGGAAGGUCUAAGCCAACUCCAAGAGCUCUACCUGCAGAACAAUAAUCUGAGAAGUCUGUCCCCUGGACUCUUCAUGUUCACCACCAAGCUGAACAAACUCAAUCUGGCCAACAACAAAAUAUGUGACCUACCCGCUGGGCUCCUAGAUGGGCUGGAAGAUCUUGACACCCUCUACCUUCAAGGGAACCGGCUUCAUACAAUCCCAAAGGGCUUCUUUGGGACCCUCCUCUUGCCUUUUGUUUUUCUCCAUGGCAACAUCUGGUAUUGUGAUUGUGAUAUCCUCUACUUCCGCAACUGGCUCCAGCAAAAUUCCAACAAUGUCUACUUACGGAAGGAGGGUGAGAAUGUCACUGCCUUGGCCCCUAAUGUGGCCAGUGUAAGAUGUGCCAAUUUGGGCUCUGCACCUGUCUACUCCUACCCAGGGAAGGGCUGCCCUAUCAGUGGUGAUGACUAUGAUAAUUUCUCUGAUGUACCUGCUACAAGGGCUGAGGUCAAAUUCUCUACUAACACCAAAGCCCAUACUACCCACAGGGGCCUACUCUUAGAGACUCCUACCUCUCCAGACAGCCAAAUGCCUUCUUGGCCUCCAACCCACAAACCCACUAACAAACAGUACACAUCCACCCACAUAUAGAUCCCAGGAUUCACCACACUCCCACAGACCAUGAAAUCCAAUGUACACUCUUAUAGUGUAAACCCCAAAACUAUACCCAUCAUCACCCCAAUCACCCUAGAGCCUACCUCUACCCUGACUAGCUCAGAGCCCAGCACCACACCAAUGCUUACAGCCUCCACUCUGACUAUUCCAGAGCCCACCACUUCCACCCUAACUACCCCAGAGCCCAGCAGCACUACCCCAAACACACAA
This is a messenger RNA of Peromyscus eremicus (cactus mouse), 1275 nucleotides long. RefSeq names its product platelet glycoprotein Ib alpha chain-like. The record is from RefSeq and is a predicted model, not a curated record. The transcript has a single exon. Bases 1 to 1041 code for a protein of 346 amino acids. Gene Ontology annotation, molecular function: protein binding. NCBI's taxonomy places the organism in Eukaryota, Metazoa, Chordata, Mammalia, Rodentia, Cricetidae. Gene Ontology annotation, cellular component: plasma membrane.